CGUACACGCCAGCGCGUAUGUAAAUGAAACGUCAUGACGUAUUCGCCGUCCUCCCUUUCCUUGUUUUGUAAACGAACAGGCCAAGGAGGUAAAAGAAACUUAAACCAGUUUACAGCUGCUGUCUGAGAAAAAACUAAAGACAUGAAAGCCAAACGUGGCCUCAUCACAGAUACAUUCAAGGUAGUGAAUAAAGUGAAGAGAAGUGACAGAAGGGAUAAGAAACCUCCACCUCCCCCAGCUGCAGAGGCAGAACCUCCAACACUGAGUGAGAGAGAGAUCGAGCUGCAGGAGCUGAGGAGGUUUGACUUGGACUGGCAGUUCGGACCAUGUACAGGGAUUAGUCGCUUGCAGAGAUGGGAGAGGGCAGCUAUACAUGGCCUGAACCCCCCACAGGAGAUUAAAGACAUACUGCUGAAAGAGAGUACAGACCUAGAAUACACACACAGUCUCUGGCGUGACUACCCCCUGUGAAGAAACAUGGGUGAAGAAAAUAAGACAGCUAAAGAAAUGAUUAUCAUGGUUUUUGUGAUUGGUCAUGUUUGAAUGUUGCUGUUUGAAUGUUUGCUUUUAUUUGUGCUUGCUAUAUUUUACACUACAUUCUUUGUGUAUUUUUUAAAGUGGAAGUUUAUAUAUUAUAAGUUUAAUUAAAACCUUCUUUGUCUUAA
This is a messenger RNA of Tachysurus vachellii, 665 nucleotides long. RefSeq names its product DNA polymerase delta 4, accessory subunit (gene pold4). Gene Ontology annotation, biological process: DNA synthesis involved in DNA repair; DNA-templated DNA replication. The coding region runs from base 142 to 471 and encodes 109 amino acids. Gene Ontology annotation, molecular function: DNA-directed DNA polymerase activity. Gene Ontology annotation, cellular component: delta DNA polymerase complex. The record is from RefSeq and is a predicted model, not a curated record. Lineage: Eukaryota; Metazoa; Chordata; Actinopteri; Siluriformes; Bagridae. The transcript is spliced from 5 exons.